AUGAAAAGGAACUUUAACAUGUUCAGUAUGGUUCAAGCUAUUACGGUUCUGACAAUUCUCAAGAUGCUUGCCAAUGCCCAAACCACGUGUAACGGCAACGCUGGGAGGAUAGUGUAUGAAAGAUUACCGGAUCAACAGCUCCAAGGGUUCGAUGAUGAAGUGGUGAGAGAUUCGGCGCCGCCGUUCCGUGUUUUGGAAAAAUGUCAGGACCUGUGUUUACGUGACAGGACUGCAGGGAAUAAUUUGCCGCGUGCCUGUGCAAGCUUUGAUUUCCAGCCUGGAAGUAGAAUCGCCUCGUUCAGCGGUACGCCGGAGUAUGAAGAGAGCACGUGCUAUUUGACCAGAGAACAAGCUCAGCCCGAGGGAAUUGGCAAUUUAAUGCUCGUACCCAAUAGCGUCCACUUUACUGAAGUCUGUCUCACGAUCGAAAGAGACUGUCCAAACAGACGGUACAUUUUUGAGCGACACCCCAGGAAGAAAUUAAAGUUACCUAUGACUGAUGUCAGAGAAGUUCCUGCUGCUAAUCGAACAGUCUGUGAAGAAAGUUGUUUAAACGAGUACCACUUUGUCUGCCGUUCGGCGACAUUCGAUGCAGUAAAUAGAAAUUGUUUAAUGAGUCGUUUCACCAGAAGAACACAUCCAGAACUUUUAGAGGAUGAUCCCAAUACUGAUUAUUUGGAAAAUACUUGUUUAAAUGCGGACAGAAGGUGCGACGGACUGACAGUGUUUAUCAAGGAAGAAAACAGGAGACUUCGCGGGCCCUUCGAGGUGGACAUAUACACAAACUUGACGCUGGAAGAGUGUCAAAAUCUCUGUUUGCGGGCUGAUAAAUAUUUUUGUCGCAGUGUGGAGUUUGAUGAGCAAACACGCCAGUGUGUUAUUUCUGAAGAAGAUUCUGUCUCACAGAAAGACGAUAUUGGGACCAGUAACAGCCCUUCUUAUCAUUUUUAUGAUCUUGUCUGUCUUGAUAAUCAUAAAUGUCAACCAAAUGCCAGCUUACAAAAAGUAGCUUCUCCUACAGCACGUGGCUCCGAGUACCCGGACAACUCCGUCUCAGGACACUACCCGGACAGCAGACGUCCAGACACGGCCUUCCAGCGGUACAGGAACUCGCGUUUGAGCGGAGAGUUCCACUCAGAGAUAACUGGAAGGAGUCUCAGCGAGUGUUUGGACGAAUGUCUUCGGCAAACGAGCUUCCAAUGCCGAUCCGCGGUUUAUUCUGAGCACCUCCGCUCCUGCCGACUCAGCAGAUUCAAUCAGCGUGAUGGCCAUCGGAUCAUCUACGACGCCGACUUUGACUAUUACGAAAACCUCAUGCAUCAAUAUUUAGAUGGAGAUCGAGAUAAUCCAAUGUACAGACCCGACCCCGUGGGACAGGGCACUAAUUUCGAGAAGCCGUCCCUCGGGCGACCAGGUCACCCGGACGACUACGACAAAGGGUAUCCGGGCGGUUCUCAUGGCGACCGCUACCCAGAUUACUAUCCACCCCCCGGAGACAGAUACCCCAGCAGCAAGUACCCGAAUCAAUACCCGGACGAUCGCUACCCCGAUAAAUAUCCGGAUCGAUACCCCAGCGAUCGUUAUCCUCUGGACCGGUACCCGCAUGAUCGGUACCCCAGUUCUGGGGACCGGUACCCGGCAGAUCGCUAUCCUGUUCCGAGCGACCGCUAUCCUGCGUCAGGUGACCGGUAUCCUAGCGAUCGGUACCCAGUGGGUGACAGGUAUCCUGGUGAUCGGUAUCCAGCAGGUGACAGGUACCCGGUGGGCGGUGAUCGUUAUCCUGUGGGUGGAGAUCGCUAUCCUGUAGGUGGAGAUCGCUAUCCAAUUUCUGGAGAUCGGUACCCGAUAAGCGGUGAUCGAUAUCCUGUAAACAGUGAUCGGUAUCCAAUGAACGAUCGAUAUCCUGUCAAUGGUGAUAAUUAUCCGUUGAUCAAUACUCCAGGCUAUCACCGAUAUCCUCCGCCUCCAGUGUAUCCAUCCUCAGGACACCGGUACCCAAGCGGUCCAGGAAGUAGAUAUCCAGUGAAAGACGAGCCUUAUCAUCCUGGUUCUGGCACACGUUAUCCAAUACCGGAUGAUCCUUUAACGCGGUAUCCGACUCCCGGUAUCAAUAGAAUACCCUCCCGAUAUCCCAAUGAUAGAUAUCCUGACAAAGACCCUUAUCCUUUUCGUGACAGAUAUCCUGGAGCGUAUCCAAAUGGGUAUGAGGAUGACAUCCGAGGCACAAAAGGGUUCGCAGAUAGGCCGGGAUAUUACUCCCUAGGAGGAGUAGCGGGAGCCGUUAGGCCAGGACCACCAGGAGCAGGAGCAGGAGCAGGAGCAGGAUACCCGGAACCCUCGCCCGACAACUUCAUGGCGGGGGUGGGUGUGGGUGGCGGUGUGGGCGACACAGAUCCGUACAACAGUGUCCGGCCAAUUGGCUCCGGCGGCGGGACAAUUAUCGGGCGACCGCCGUUGCUUUCACGGUGCGACGAGCAGGAGAACUUUCGUCAAGUCGGAUCCCACACCCGGGUCCGCAAGCCCUUUGUCCGCAGAUACACAACCGCCAACACAUUGACCGAGUGCGAAAGAGAGUGUGCCGACGCGAGAGACUUUGUCUGCAGGUCCUUCAAUUUUAGGGCAUACGCCGCGCCCUACGGCGCCGAGAGAGACAAUUGCGAGCUUAGCGACAGAGAUUCCAGGGACAUGGCCAUGAAUAAUCCGAUUUACUACGACACUUCCUCUGAUUACGAUUUCUAUGAGAGGAACAGCGCUAGGCAGGGUGCUGACGGCGAAUGUUUAGAUGUGAGCCAAGUAUGCAGCGAAGACGGCAUGGAAUUCACAUUAAGAACUCCCGAUGGUUUUAUUGGACGCAUUUAUACCUACGGUUAUUACGAUCGUUGCUUUUUCCGCGGUAAUGGCGGCACUGUUAAUGUAUUACGUAUAAGUGGGCCUCAGGGUUAUCCUGAAUGCGGAACACAACGGUACGGAGAUACGAUGACAAACAUAGUAGUGGUGCAGUUUUCCGACUACGUACAGACGGGGAGAGACAAGCGGUUUAAUCUAACAUGUCUAUUUCGGGGUCCAGGAGAGGCGGUUGUCACCUCGGGAUACAUCGGAGCUGGAUCAGGUUCGCCGAUACCUAUUGAGUACUUGCCAGCUGAAAACACCCUGAGCUCCCGCGUCAGGCUGAUGAUUCUCUACCAGGGUCGCCCGACGACAACCAUUGCCGUCGGUGAUCCUCUUACAUUCCGGCUAGAGGCCCAGGACGGCUACAACUAUGUGACAGACAUAUUUGCGACGAAUGUCAUUGCCCGGGACCCCUACUCGGGUCGCAGCGUUCAACUGAUUGACAGAUAUGGCUGUCCAGUUGACAACUACGUCUUCCCGGGUCUGGAUCGACUGCGCGAGGGUGACAGUCUCGAGGCGCGUUUCAAUGCCUUUAAAAUCCCGGAAUCAAAUUUCCUGGUCUUUGAGGCAACUGUGAGAUCCUGUCGCGACGGAUGUCAGCCAGCUUACUGUUCCGGAAGCGCAGGCAGGAGUGAGCCUUCCUUUGGCAAACGCAGACGUCGAUCUUUGAACGGUACCACCGAUGAUGUAUUAUUGGAUGAGCACGAGAAACUUUUCACGGCGAAGAAUGACACCGAGUUAAUAGAAGACGACGAACAAGACGACCCCGAGGAGGCUGAAGAGGAACAUGUGAGAGAAAUGAUUGAAGUCCUGGACUCCCGGUACGACAUGGAUGAUAAUUACUACAGCAGUAAUGUUGUACAAAAACAAAUAGCGCCGGUAGAAACUAUUUGUAUAACUCCUAAUGAAUACUAUGGAUUAGUAACAGCCAUUGUUGGUCUAGCUGUAUUAUUAUCUUCUGUUGUAGUUCUUUCUUUGUUAAUUUACAGGAAAUAUGGUUACCCAAUAAUCCGUAAGAACAAAAUCGUAGACAAAGUAAUCCGAGAAGACUCAGCGAGUUCCCGAUCAAACUUUUCAUUCAUGCGAUCGGGGCUCCCCAAGCCGUUCCAAUCAACGUCGUUAAGUCAAAUUUUUAAUCACCAGCUGACGUCGACGGCGAUGGAGGGCGCGGUAGGAUUAACCGUUAACAGACGGAGCGAUUUCGAUCCCAGCGAGCCUAUUUACACAGAUCCAUCAUUGUUCGAAGUGUCACGUGAUUCGCUACAUCAAUCAAACUCCGCCCGUAAUGAAAAUCUCCAUCUCAUAUGA
Cotesia congregata is the source of this 4197-nucleotide messenger RNA. NCBI's taxonomy places the organism in Eukaryota, Metazoa, Arthropoda, Insecta, Hymenoptera, Braconidae. The record is from the annotation of a GenBank genome assembly.